Messenger RNA from Solanum verrucosum, 1124 nucleotides. Its product is annotated as inositol-tetrakisphosphate 1-kinase 5-like. Gene Ontology annotation, cellular component: cytoplasm. Gene Ontology annotation, biological process: inositol trisphosphate metabolic process. Lineage: Eukaryota; Viridiplantae; Streptophyta; Magnoliopsida; Solanales; Solanaceae. Gene Ontology annotation, molecular function: inositol-1,3,4-trisphosphate 5-kinase activity; inositol-1,3,4-trisphosphate 6-kinase activity; magnesium ion binding. The transcript has a single exon. The coding region runs from base 52 to 1005 and encodes 317 amino acids. The record is from RefSeq and is a predicted model, not a curated record.
UCUUCAACAUUUUCUUGUUUUUCAUCUCUCAAUUCAAUUCGAUAAACAGCUAUGCCUGAAAGACGAUUUCGCUUUGGUUACGUACUUGCAUCGAAGAAAGUGUCAAGCUUUAUUCAAGAUUCACUCAUCAAUCACGCCCAAGAAAAUGGUAUUGAUCUAGUCCCAAUCGAUCUUGACAAACCAUUAAUCGAACAAGGUCCUUUUGAUUGUAUAUUCCAUAAGCUAUAUGGUCCAGAAUGGAGGAAACAGUUAGAAGAAUUCGCGCUUCAGAACCCAACCGCCAUUAUAGUAGAUCCAAUCGACGCCAUUGAAAAGCUUCACAAUCGGCUCACAAUGCUCGACGUCGUUAACGAAUUGAAAAUCGCCGGAGAUAACGAAACUAUCGGAAUCCCUAUUCAGAUUUUCGUUGGAGAAAAUUCGGAAUCCCUUUUAGACGCUAUUACUAGUCAAGGGUUACAUUUCCCUGUCAUUGCUAAGCCGUUGAUUGCGAAUGGUUCUGCUGAUUCUCAUCAAAUGUCUUUGGUUUUGAAGCCGGAAGGGUUAGAAGGGCUGAAACCCCCAAUUGUUUUACAGGAAUUUGUGAAUCACGGAGGAGUUAUUUUCAAGGUAUAUGUAGCUGGGGAACAUGUGAAAUGUGUGAAAAGGAGGUCAUUGCCUGAUAUUCCGGAGGAGAAAUUGGGGAUAUUAGAGAAUUUGAUAUCGUUUUCCCAGAUAUCUAAUUUGACUGCUCAAGAUCAGAAUGAUGAUAGUUUUGCUGAACUGAUUGAGAAGGCGGUGAUGCCUCCAUCGAGAUUUGUGACAGAUGUGGCUAAUCAGUUGAGGGAUGCUUUGAAGUUGCAUCUCUUUAACUUUGAUAUGAUUAGAGAUGAAAAAGUUGGGAAUCGAUAUCUUGUUAUUGAUAUCAAUUAUUUCCCUGGCUAUGCUAAAAUGCCAAACUAUGAGACUAUGAUGACUGCAUUUUUCCUAGAUAUUGCACGCGAGAAGCUAAACAACGAGUCUCGUUAGGCUUCUGAUGAUCAUUAUAGGCCAGUGUAGUGGUUAUACAGUUAGCCUUUUACUCUUUUAUUUCAAUGGCAGGUAACAAAUUUUCCAGAAAAUGGAAAAAGCUCAGCUGCAGAUGAUGC